Molecule: messenger RNA, 933 nt
Organism: Lucilia cuprina (Australian sheep blowfly)
Lineage: Eukaryota; Metazoa; Arthropoda; Insecta; Diptera; Calliphoridae
Product: ubiquitin-conjugating enzyme E2 W
Exons: 5
Coding region: 197-775 (192 amino acids)
Source: RefSeq, a predicted model, not a curated record
UGACCACUUUGGCAUCAGUUAGCUUUGGCACGCGAGUUCGUCUGGUGUUGUUUUUAUGGUUUAUUUUAAAUACCAAUUAAAUUAAUAGAAAUAAACAUAAUUUCGAGAAAUAAUAAAUAUUUUCGUGUAAUUUAUAACGCUGCAAAUUUUUUUAGAAAUAUAAAUAAACUUAAAAAAAUAAGUAAAAGUUGAAAAAAUGUCCAAAAUAGUUAAAUUAUUUAAAAGUAAAAAAGACAAACCGCCAAAAGCGGAGAUUAUAACGGAGCCAAAGGAACCCGAACAAUCACUGACAAAAUGUGGAAAACCUUUAAUUUUGGAUAAUUCACGUUGGGAGAAAAGACUACAAAAGGAAUUAAUGUCAUUGAUUAAGGAACCGCCACCAGGAGUUUCAGUCGAUACUGACAGCAUAGCCACUAACUUAUCUGAAUGGAAAAUAAACAUAGAUGGUUUCGAAGGAACUCUAUACGAGGGUGAACACUUUCAACUAUUAUUUAAAUUCAAUAAUAAAUAUCCAUUUGAUUCGCCGGAAGUAACAUUUAUUGGCAACAAUAUACCCGUACAUCCACAUGUCUAUUCAAAUGGUCAUAUCUGCCUUUCAAUAUUAACAGAAGACUGGUCACCGGCCCUAUCAGUUCAGUCGGUAUGUUUAAGUAUAGCCUCAAUGCUGAGCAGUUGUCGCGAAAAGAAACGUCCACCAGACAAUACGCUUUAUGUCAAGACAUGCAAUAAAAAUCCCAAAAAGACUAAAUGGUGGUAUCAUGAUGAUUCCGUUUAGUUAUUUGAUAAAUUAGAGCCCAUUGUAUGGGCUGUACUGUGUUAUCCGUUUGAUGUGCUGAGUCAUGAGUUAAAACAACAAAUCAAUGAAAUCACUAUUAAACAUAAAUUGUCUGUGAAACAAUUUCGCCAGCGUUUAAAAAAGUUACUGUUAAAACG